ACGAAGGUUUUGUUUUAAUCAUUUAUUUCCCAUCAGGCACUCGUAGGGCCCCCUCUAAAUUUAACUUAGGGGUCCAUCACCGUAGUUUUUGCUAGCUCCAAGAGCUAAAAUGUCGGGGGAAGUGUAUCUCCUGUGGCUGCUCUCGCUUUUUAAAACGCUGUCGGCGUAUGGCUCUGAGCUUUCGUCUGAGGCUUGCAGGGACCUGGGCUUUUCCAGCAACCUGCUGUGCAGUUCCUGUGACCUGCUCGGGGAGUUCAGCCUCACUAAGCUCCAGCCUGACUGCAGGCACUACUGCCAGCAGGAAGCCCAAUUGGAAGCACGCAAGCUCUACGCUGGAGCCAUUCUUGAGGUGUGUGGAUGAAAACUGGGGAGGUUCCCUCAAGUCCAAGCUUUUGUCAGGGGCGACAAGCCGAAGAUGUUCAAGGGUCUUCAGAUCAAGUAUGUGCGCGGCUCCGACCCUGUACUCAAGCUUUUGGACGAUAACGGGAACAUCGCAGAGGAACUCAGCAUCCUCAAGUGGAACACAGAUAGCGUGGAGGAGUUCUUGAGUGAAAAAUUAGACCGGAUAUAAACACGGAAACCCAUUUGUUUUCUGUUGUUAACGGGACAGUUUAACAUUUUUUUUGUAGGUAACAACAAAAGUUCACAGGAUCCCAUUUGAAACUCUAGACAGGAUGAUAAAAAACAUUUGUGGUGAAAUGUGCCUUGUAGGUAUUUUGCCAUUUUUGUUAAAUAGCUGCUAAAAUCUCAGUUUUUAUACCUGACAAAACGUGGCAUUUCUCAACAUACAUUCAAAACAGCAAAUCACGGCCAAGUUUGCUUUCUUAUUUCUGAUUUUCUUGUACACUUUAUAAAAAAUAUAUAAUACUUGAAAUAGUGUUCGGAAUCGUAGAAAAAGUCGCUGUCCAAACGCAGACGUAUUAGCUGUAGAACACUUUAGUGAAGACCUCACCUUAAACCACUGUUGGGAAGUGAGCUCUGAUGUGUUGUGUUCCUCUGCUUCAUCUGCUUUGGACAGAAACGAGAUUUCUUAUGGAUUGUUGUCUUUGAACAGGAUUUCACUUUGUUUUGUUAUUCAACAAUAAACAAAUGAUUUUCUUGCC
This is a messenger RNA of Doryrhamphus excisus (bluestripe pipefish), 1103 nucleotides long. The record is from RefSeq and is a predicted model, not a curated record. NCBI's taxonomy places the organism in Eukaryota, Metazoa, Chordata, Actinopteri, Syngnathiformes, Syngnathidae.